Alternaria rosae is the source of this 2592-nucleotide messenger RNA. RefSeq lists its product as uncharacterized. Bases 244 to 2592 code for a protein of 782 amino acids. The record is from RefSeq and is a predicted model, not a curated record. The transcript is spliced from 3 exons. Lineage: Eukaryota; Fungi; Ascomycota; Dothideomycetes; Pleosporales; Pleosporaceae.
CUGACUGAAAAUGGCUUUCACCGAGUGGGUUCCGCUCGCGCCUCUUACAAAGUGCGCGGGCCUAAUUCUCCCGCUGCGCUUUUGACCAAUCUACUCUUACACUUACCUCCACCUACUAUUUGCUACCAGCGACACUCCGGUGUAGGUGACGACAAAAGAACGCCACAACAUCCAAGUAUUGCAUAAUAUACACGACAGCAAGCCGCUACCUCCACCCAGCCGAAAGAGUCUGCAAUUGUGAUCAUGUCAUUCAUAGAUAACCCUACAGAAGAGGUUGCCGCCUCAGCACGGAUGUCAACCACAGCACGGAAGCAUCGAUCGAAGGCGCCCUACGUCGCUGCGGACGCUCCGGUGCUCCCUAUAAGUACCGCUUCCAACAUGUAUGAGCCGAGCGACCAUAAUGACAACGUGGACACGAACUCCCGGCCCAAGAAAAAGCGUAAGACAAAAUCUAAUGCACUGGAUGUGCACGGAAAAGUUGCUGCGAAGGAAAUCCCUAGCGACGAAGAGGUCAAAACCUUCAUAGAGGGCAUAACAGCCAUCAAAGACUGGACUUCCCGGGUGGUGAACACUAAGUAUAUACAACUAGUGCGAUGGUACGACGUCAAAGGCAUCUCGAUGAAACAGUGCGGCGUCAAACGGGUAGAACAAGGAUACGCAGAAAGAUGCGCAGAUCCGAAGAAGCCGAAGACUGAGGUUACUGAAUCAGGGAUGUGGAAGCAUUACAACAGCCACGGGAGGAAGUUUUACGAGGAAAAGGGUCUCACGUUCGUAUCUCCAUCGGCGCGAAAGGCUUACAAGAAGAAAGUUGGCGUCAUCGACCAGUCCAGAAAGACAACCCCAGACAAGAAGGUUCCACAUAAGACAGUUUCACCCAAGACAUUUCCAGACAAGACGGAGCGCAUGCCAUCGGCUGGUAUAGAAGAGGAGGAGCCCUUGACUAUUACUAGCCAUACCAGCGCGCUUCAGAGCAGUGAACACAUUGCCGCCGUGCCAGUGCGCGGUGUCCAACAGAAUUUCACACCACAGCAGCAAGAGGAGGCCACAAAAGAUUUCCUGGAAGCUGCGAUGCAUAGGCCAGAAGACUACCGUGUGGGACUGCGUUGUCAAGAAGACGAGGAGUUGGUGCGACUUCUCUCGAGAAAAGCGAGGGCAGAGCCGAGACCAACCGAACUCAUUUUUGACUUUGUAAAAAAAGGGAAGACAACUGACAUCACACGUCUUGACAGCCCUGCCGCCGCGCAAUCGAGGGAAGUGACAAGCGAUUCAGAGGCUGAGGCCGCAGAAGUCGAACGCUACAAGAACAAUCGAGCAACCGAAGAUGUUCUGAGCUUUAAGCGGAAGACCGGUGACAUGACGAUACUAUCGCCCGCUUCGUCGCGUGCAUCUCGCCUGUCACCCCGAGCUGCCCUACCCACUCGCAAUGUUGUCGGAUUAGUCAACGCGGGUCACCCGGAUAUUCGGACAACGGUGAUUCAGUGGUCGAUCCAGGAACUUGAAGACCUGUACGUUUUCGCCGACACAAUGGGUGCACUUGCGGUGUGCGACAUGAUCAUCGACAGGAUAUAUGAGGAGCUGCAUCGUCCCCAGCAACGCCUGAUUCGCACCAUCGAUGGUAUGCUGGAGAAAUUCGGAUUCCUCCGCAUGAGCCCAGCGUUCAUGAAUCUUCUAUCGGAGAAUGACGAGCGAGCUUUCGAUUUCUUUGUCGGUGCUUUGGCCAUGAAGGCCGAAGAUACCCUGGAAUUGCUAAACAUAUCCGGGCUCGAUAGUUGGUACCAUAGAUCCAAGCAGGCGUUGAUCUCAAAGCUGGAAAUAGAUUGGGCGUCAGGAGCUAACAAAAGCGAGCCGGCAGCGAUAUGUCCGACAUACCAUCGCCAUUUGAGCCCGGCGACAGGAUGCUACAGGUCUGUAGUGGCCACGGCGCCCUUGGUAUCGAAAUCCAAUGUUGCGCAGCAAUCGGCCCGCACGUCCCGUACGUUCCAGAAGCGUCCCGAGCCCUACCAGCGCAAAGAUAGUAGGGACGAGGAGAUGAAGAAGGAGACCUGGGCUAAGAAACUGACACUCCAGAAGAUCGAUCGUGAGGCCAACAAAGUGCAUGGACGUGGACUGGUGGAGUUUGAAGCCGAGCAGACCAAGGUUCAGAAGGUUCAGCAAGAGCCCUACGACGACGGCGAAGAGUACAAUGAUUCUUCUGACUCCCCACACUCGUCAGACGACGAAGACGGCAAUGUGGUCAUUGUGCAUCUUCCUCGGGUAUACAGCAGAGCUCGCGAUCUCUUCCGAAACAGCCCUGGAUCAUAUGCUGAACCAUCCGAAUACACUCAGAUUGCGUCUGAUUUGACGCAUGCGAGAGUCGCUGCCCGAAGUGGAGGUGGGCUGAACUAUUCUGGCGAGGGGAUGAAUCUUUUCAAAGACACCGCGGAGAUUCAGCGAAAGAAGGUAGCGAUCGUGCAGGGUCAGUUGCAGGUGUUUCGCGAUAGCGGUUACGACCCCGACAAUCUGCAGGACCCAGGCCAACUGCACACCAUGUCUCAGAGGACGAGUGAAGACAGUGGGAUGAUGGAUGCAGAUGAGAGCGACGACGAGGACUAG